Moesziomyces aphidis is the source of this 399-nucleotide messenger RNA. NCBI's taxonomy places the organism in Eukaryota, Fungi, Basidiomycota, Ustilaginomycetes, Ustilaginales, Ustilaginaceae. The record is from the annotation of a GenBank genome assembly.
AUGACGGUUAGUGCGGUGCUAGCGGCCGACGCUCCCAGAAGCAGCACCGCUUCUCUCCACCCCGGACCCUUUGGCGUGGCUGCUGCUCGAGUGCAGGCCAGAUGCACCUCUGCAGAUCUCGCGCGCAUGCCUCGAGCGGAAGAAUGCGCAGCAGCUGCCACUCGGAAGCCGACGACGCUGCGAAUCCUCCUCCGCUCAAUCAACCAUGACGCCAAGCACGCUCUCGAUGUGAGGCCCAAGGUCUACCUACGCCCUCAGCCCUCCAAUCCACAGCCAGCAGCCAGCAGCUCUACCACCAAGCCGCCUUUGGGACCCACAACGCGGAGCUACUACUCUACGCCUUCCGACGCUCGGAGACUUGUCCAGAUGAACGCUCCUUCCGCCCGCCUGCGCGCUUAA